AUGACGAAAGAUAGAUUGAAAGAUUUGCAAAAAACUAGUCCAUGGGCACGUGGAUCGCAUCGAAGAUUCUCUCGACAACUUCGAAGCUCGGAUUUACCAAAUGCUGCUAACGAUGGUGCUAUGCAGCUUACUGCUAUCGAUAUAGAUAAGGACUACAAUGUGGCAGAAUUUUUAACUCAAAUUGAUCUAAUUCGUCUACUUAUCGAUAAAAUCGAAGAAGAUGCAGAAAAUGUUCGUCAAAUUCAUAGUAAAAUGCUUGAACCUAUGGCCGAUUCGAAACUCGCACAGGAACUCGAUGAUAAAACGGCUGAUAUAAAAAAGUUAUCGUACGAUGUUUCAGCAAAACUGAAAAAAAUGGAAAAGAUUCAAGAAGAUCUUCCCGAAGCUGAUAAAGCCAAUGCUGUUUGGCGUAUUAAGGAAACACAAAUAUUCAAUAUCACCCGACGUUUCCGUGAAGUUAUGAAUGUAUAUAACCAAGAGUUUGUUUUGCAUCGAGAACGAUGUAAACGAGCGAUCGUUCGUGAACUCGAAAUAACUGGUAAUCGGCGAACUAAUGAUGAACUAGAAGAAAUGCUUGAGCAUGGUUUCCCAGGAACAUUUAACUUCUCGAUUAUGGUCGAUAUUGAAAAAGCUAAGCAGGCUGUCAAUGAAAUUGAAGCACGUCAGCGCGAUAUAACGAAACUCGAAAAUUCCAUCAAAGAAUUGCACGACAUGUUCAUUGAUUUAGCUCAACUCGUUGCAACUCAGGGUGAAAUGAUUGAUAACAUUGAACAUAGUGUCUCCAAAGCUACCGAUUAUGUCAAUGAUGCCGUUGAGCAAGUCUACAUUGCACAAGAAGCUCACAAAUCAGUUAUGAAAAAAAAAAUCGUCGUGUGUGUCAUUUUAAUUGCUGUUGUUCUUAUUCUUCUCUUGAUCCUCGCUGCUUAUUUCACAACUCAAAGAAAAUUAUUAGGCAAAUGA
Molecule: messenger RNA, 960 nt
Organism: Adineta ricciae
Lineage: Eukaryota; Metazoa; Rotifera; Eurotatoria; Adinetida; Adinetidae
Source: the annotation of a GenBank genome assembly